Molecule: messenger RNA, 783 nt
Organism: Protomyces lactucae-debilis
Lineage: Eukaryota; Fungi; Ascomycota; Taphrinomycetes; Taphrinales; Protomycetaceae
Exons: 1
Coding region: 1-783 (260 amino acids)
Source: RefSeq, a predicted model, not a curated record
AUGCAAGUCGACCCCGACAUGGGUCUGAUCGUGGUGCGAUUCUUGUCUUACCACAAGACCAUCACCCUGCCAUUGCACCAGAGCGAAUGCCAAGCUCUCGUUCCGUUCCAAGCCGAGGCGGCGGAGACCGCGCGCAAGGUCGCCCGGUUGAUUGAUGUCUUACAGGGUACGUUAAAUCGAGCUGCUCUGGUCGAUGCGCUCCAGGCAUGCGGGGUGACCACGGCGAGGACUAGCAAGAAGUCCGUGAGGGGUUGGCAGACCAUCAUUGAGGUGCUUCUGUUCGACGUCUGGGCUCGCCUGCUGUCCAGUGAAGGGGGCAUUCAAUUGAAGCGUGCAUCAGGGAGGGAAAACUCUUAUAUCGUUCAAAUUGGGGGCCAACGGGCAAUAAGUGUCCAAAACAUCGAGGCGCUCAUGGUCGUCGUGGGGUCCGGGGUCUUCCUGGGCGACCAAGUUGCCAGAGCUUGCUUGUCGCUUCGACAAUGGCCAUCUGGUGUUCAGCUACAAGAGUUGGCGGUGGACGGUACCUGCCCACUUGAUGACGCUGGACCUCCUCGCCACUGGCAUCUUUAUGGCCUGGGCGAUCAAGUAGCCUGGCAUGAUGCCAGUCCGGCAACCCAAUCUAGCCGACUUGCAGUGCUUCAUCCAGAUCCUAGAUGCACCAUCAAUCCAACCUUGAGCAAGGCUUUGAGGCAUGCGGUGUCGAGUUUGGCACUGGGUAUGAGCGCAUGCGCAAAGAUACGUUCAAAACGAUUGCUGAUCUGCUGGAAGGCGCUACGCGGUUGA